AUGCCCCCUCCUACCACUUCCUCAGCGCCAGCGGGUGCCUCCACUAGGAUCGCCCACCCUUCCUCAACCAUCCAUAGGCAGAUACAACACCUCCUCUGGAUAUCCAUAGGGCUCAGUACCGUCUUCAUUGCGCUCAGCAUGGUCCACAUCGGUUCGCUAUCCUUCUUCGUUGCCCCUGCCGCAUUUGGGCUCUCCUUCAUCCACAACGUCACUCUCCUCGCACUCUCCCGUAAAGAACGAAAGGCCGGGCCAGAAGCGCUAGCAGGCAAGCUCCCUGCGACGGCACGGAAGGCGACCAUUAUCUCCGGGUGGUUCAUUACGCUCGUCUAUGCAGGGGCGGUUGGGGUGACCGCAGCCUUCGUGAUUAUUAUCGGGAAUUGGGGAGAGGUCCCAAAGAGGACUGUGAUUGUAGGGUACUUCGAGUGGAUUUUUGGGCUGUUUGAGAUGGUUGUGAUGGGAUUCCUGGCGUUGAAGUGCACACGCGAGCGACAGCAGAUCGUGGGCCUCGCGAAUACGGCGAGGUGGUAUCAAUUAGGCAACUAUGACAUGUAA
Cyclocybe aegerita is the source of this 552-nucleotide messenger RNA. The record is from the annotation of a GenBank genome assembly. NCBI's taxonomy places the organism in Eukaryota, Fungi, Basidiomycota, Agaricomycetes, Agaricales, Hemipholiotaceae.